Puntigrus tetrazona (Sumatra barb) is the source of this 3521-nucleotide messenger RNA. Its product is annotated as solute carrier family 25 member 45. Gene Ontology annotation, cellular component: mitochondrion. The record is from RefSeq and is a predicted model, not a curated record. Bases 828 to 1520 code for a protein of 230 amino acids. Gene Ontology annotation, molecular function: transmembrane transporter activity. Gene Ontology annotation, biological process: transmembrane transport. NCBI's taxonomy places the organism in Eukaryota, Metazoa, Chordata, Actinopteri, Cypriniformes, Cyprinidae. The transcript has 6 exons.
CUUUUCUCCAGCAAAUCAAAUUUUCAGUGAGGCAAAAUAUCAGGCACAGUAACAAUUUCUCUUUGUAAAACAGUACGAAUGGCUCUAUUAUUACUAAUUUCUAAAAAUCAAAGUUCCCCAACAUAAGCUAGAGUAGCAUUUCAAGACAUGAUAAGCAUGAUAAAUAUCUGACAAGGUACAUUAUCACCAGCAGAUGGUAGUAGAGCAGAUCUUUGAGACCAAACAUACUCUUAAAACCCCCUCUUUCUCUAUUUACUUUUUAGCAACAGUAAGUUUAAUCCAAAAAUGCAAAAUCGUUUUGUUGUUAAAAGGCCAGAGUCGUUGCAGUUUCUCUCGUGACAGUUCAGUUUAUCGAAGCAAGAUGAUUUCUGCCCAAAGAGGACAUCCUGCUUCGUCGUUAAUUCCGAGUUUUUGCUUGAAAAAUAUUGUAUAGAGUCGACUUUUCUAUAUGUGGUUUGCCGAGGUUCAUGUAUCAGUGCGCUGCGUCUGAACUUUGGUAACGUUAGCCGGCUAAUUCGAUAGUUUCUUACUGCACGCAUAAAACACCUCGGACUAACUAAAGAAGAGUUUGUUUUUAUCAUUGGUUUAUUUAAUGAAAGUGCCAUGCCGUUUGUCGAGUUCGUCGCAGGAUGGAUUUCAGACUGCAAACUGUUCAAUGAUUAACAAAUGGUUAAUCAUGUGUGGUGUCAGGUGCUGUUGGUUUAGUUGUUGGACACCCUUUGGACACAGUAAAGGUGCGCUUGCAGACCCAGGCUGUAUAUAGAGGAAUAUUUGAUUGUGUGGUCAAAACAUAUACACAUGAAGGAUUCCGUGGAUUUUUUAAAGGCAUGUCAUUUCCGGUCGUCUCCGUUGCUGUCAGCAAUGCUGUGGCCUUUGGUUCAUACAGUAAUGCGCUGGAUUACCUUACUCGGUCAGGUCACAGCUCCUCUGACCAAAGCAAGCAGUCGUCGCUCACUGCCGUGUUCACGGCCGGCUGUUUUUCAGGGUUAGCGCAGUUGUUUGUUACAGCUCCGAUAGACCUGGUUAAAGUGCGUCUGCAGAACCAGACGAAGUCAGGUGGGAAUAAAUACAGAGGUCCCAUACAUUGCAUCGCUGUGAUCUUAAGAGAGGACGGGGUGAAAGGCCUUUUCAGAGGGAUCUGGGCUCUUGCUCUGCGCGACGUGCCAUGUUUUGGAGUUUACUUCCUGCCGUACGAGCUGAUCUGCAGGAUGCUGACUGAGAAAGGGAAGCAACCAGGUAACACUGCUGUGCUGGUGGCUGGUGGCGUUGCUGGUGUGGUCACAUGGGCCUGUGCCACCCCCAUGGAUGUGGUGAAGGCUCGACUGCAGAUGUGUGGCGGCGGCGGUCGCAUGUACAGCGGUGUGCUGAACUGCAUUACUGUAAGCGUGCGUGAGGAGGGCAUGCGGGUUUUCUUCAAAGGCCUUCUUCUGAACAGCGUGAGAGCGUUCCCUGUGAACGCUGUAACCUUCCUCAGCUACGAGAUGCUGCUGAGAGCCAUGACCGACUCCUCCCAGAACUGAGGGGUUGGCCGCAGGAUGAUGAUGAUUUUUGCAAGCCAAAAUGAGUUCACAAAUUAGCAUUUUCAAUCAGUUCCAUCAUUCUUUCCUCUUUUUUUUGUUAAAUGGCUGAAAUAAGGUCUGUGGUGAACACAAGCUAUCUUCACAGUUUAUUCUAGGCCGUAAAAUACAUCAGUAGUCGUUUCCAUCCACAGAAUGUGAACACUUGUGCUCAAAACUGGAAUAUUGUAUAAAAUAAGAGAACCACCGAAUAUAAUAAUUUUCAUUUAUGAUGAAUUACUUGCGCCUCAAAGCGAGCACACGAAAUGCCAUAAAUGCGGUCAUUGCUUUCAGACGUGGAUGUCUAAUGUUUGGGAACAAGGUUGUGUAAAAAAAAAAAAAAAAAAAAAAAAAUUGAUGAUUGAUUUACUCAGACUUUAGUGACAAAAUCAACAUUUCAAUCUGAAGGUCAGUGAUGGUAACACGUUUGUAGUUCAUUUAUAGCCUGCGUUUGUAUAUAUAGCUUCAAGGCUUUCAAAUUUAUAGACUGAAGAAGCCUUCGUUGGCUACAGAUCUUACAAUAUUUUUUGCAGUAAUCCAAAAGCCAAUGGGAAAAUCCUACAGAUUCAGAAUGAUGCGAACUGAUGAGUCGGCCUGCAAAAACUCCGUUAGUACCUAUAAAUAAGCUCUGUGCCGAUUUUGAUACGUCCAGUGACUGGAAUAGGAGUCUUUUCUUCAUGUUUUGCACACCGAUUCUCUUGGUGACUGUUUCCGUAGGCUGCAUUAUUCAUUACGCUAAAAGCUAGCGACCAGACGGUGUCGUAUUUUUAUUAGUUGUAGCAACAUAGCCCUUUUACUGACGCUCAGCAAAAUCCUGCCAUUUCAUGAGCGAUCCACACCAUCGUAAGUUUAAACGUGGGAGGAAAAGAGGAUCAUAUUAUGGCUUUCAAACGAUAUUAACAUGCUGGGAUAUUUGAAAACGGAUGCUUUUGAACGUUAGCGUCACUCACAUCCAGCUUCAUAUCUGUGGGUUUUAAUAGACGGAAGGUUUGUUCGGUAACAAAAAAAAAAAAAAAAAAAAAAGUAACGACACGGUUGUAUCGACAAAUGCAUUUCUAUAGGAGUUUUGUUAACACUAUCUGGAAAGUUUAGGGUUGGAUGUGGAGUAGGGCAUAUUUCCAACAUUAUGGAGCAUUAUAAUGUGCCGCGGUAUUGAACCUGUGUUUUAGCGUCACUCAGUGGACAUUUCUCUUUGAAACUGCACGUAAAAACAGUGUUGCACAAAAAGUGCGCAGAGGUACAUAUUUUUAUGAGAGCAGGUUGUUUAAUGUUCUUUAUAAGCCUUUUAUGUUUUUAUGCUCACCCAUGCUGCAUCUAUUUGAUCAGAAAUACAGUAAAAACUGUAACACUGUUAAAGUUUUACAGUUUAUAACCGUUUCUGUAAAUGCUGUGUUCUGAAAAGGUGAUUUUUCACUGUCAUGUGUCGUUCUAAUAUACUGAUUUGCUGCUCAAGAAACAUUUCUGAUUGUUAACAAGUUGCGCUACGCUGUAUAUGCCGCCAUUCAUAUAUUUGAGGUCAGAAAUGAAUACUAUUUAGCAAGUUUAUAAUGUUACAAAUGCAUUUUAGAAUAGUUUCUCAAGGAUCACGUGACAUUGAACAUUAGUCCUAAAUCCUGUUUAUAUUUUUGUUGAGAAGUUAAUGUGUUUUAACAAAAAUACAAACUGCACACUUAUAAAUUUAUACCCCAGGAAUACUUUUGACUUGCGUUGUAAAGAAUAUUUUCAUGUCUGUUCAACUUUUUUUAUUAUUCCAAAUAGAUCAGAACCUAGAACAUUACGUAACAUACAUAAAGCGUUAUGAAUCACCUGCCUGGUUAUUGUUACUAAGUUACUACAGGAGCCGGUUUCAACCACAGGAAGAUACCGCUGUCAUUAGUUUGACGAUUAUACUAUAUUGAUUCUAUGUUAAACACACUAUUGCAUCUAAAUGUGCAGGUAACUAAGUAAAGCAUUUAUAGAUUCAGG